Syzygium oleosum is the source of this 435-nucleotide messenger RNA. Its product is annotated as aspartyl protease family protein At5g10770-like. NCBI's taxonomy places the organism in Eukaryota, Viridiplantae, Streptophyta, Magnoliopsida, Myrtales, Myrtaceae. Gene Ontology annotation, molecular function: aspartic-type endopeptidase activity. Gene Ontology annotation, biological process: proteolysis. The coding region runs from base 1 to 435 and encodes 144 amino acids. The transcript has a single exon. The record is from RefSeq and is a predicted model, not a curated record.
AUGGCAGUAGGAGGAACUGUAUUGGAAAUCCCAUCGAUAGUCUUCUCGAAGGCGGAGGCAAUCAUCGACUCCAGGACCGUGAUCACUCGACUUCCGCCGACCGCAUACAAUGCCAUGAGGAUGGCUUUUCGGAAAGAGAUGGCAAGCUACAAGAUGGCAAAGAGUUUCGAACUCUUUGACACUUAUGAUCUCCGCAACACAAAGUCGGUCGUCGUCCCAAAGAUAAGGUUCACCUUCAGUGGAGGCACGUUCAUGGACUUGGAUCAUAGCGGCAUAUUGUACACCAUAAGCGAUUCACAGGUUUGCCUCGCGUUUGUGCCAAACAAUGACGACACCAACAUCAUCAUCUACGGAAAUGUGCAGCAAACGACGUUCGAGGUGAUCUAUGAUGUUGCCAGAGGACAACUUGGUUUUGCCCCUAAUGGUUGUAUGUGA